This is a messenger RNA of Stegastes partitus (bicolor damselfish), 910 nucleotides long. It is a transcript of the gene saysd1, whose product is annotated as SAYSVFN motif domain containing 1. The record is from RefSeq and is a predicted model, not a curated record. Bases 245 to 757 code for a protein of 170 amino acids. Lineage: Eukaryota; Metazoa; Chordata; Actinopteri; Pomacentridae. The transcript has 2 exons.
UGCGACAUGAUUUCCUUCUUUCGGAUAGACGCCGACGUAAGAAGUAAACAAGCUAAUAGCAUGGUGACGUCUCUCCAAAAUGUAGUUAAAGUUUGACUUAUAGACAAAGACAAACAUAUUUUUACAUCGCAAGUUGUUUGUAUUUUUAAGGUGAAACAGACAAAAGUUGUGAAUGACUUUUCCUAGCAGCUGUUUUACCACAUAGACCCAGUAACGUCAGUGGACGGAGAGUAUCGGAGUAUCGAUGGAGCAGAAGCUGGCUGAGUUCAGAGCCAGGCGGCAGGCUGAGAAGAGUCAGAGUCCUGGUCCACAGAACAGAGAGCAGGAAGCAGCACAGACAGCUGUUCAGCCUGACACCACAGCAACAGCUCACAGUCCACAGCCAGAGGAGACAGAAAACAACCAACCUGCAACUCAAGGCUCUCAAAGCAGCGACCGCACAGACUGGCUGCUGGACAGCGCUCUAGGAAGGUGGCUGGCUUCGAGGCAGCUUGUCCUCUCAAACCUUACUUUGCUCAAAGUACUGCUGUGGCUGGUUCUGCUGGGUCUGUUUGUUGAACUGGAGUUUGGCCUGCCCUUCUUCGUCAUCUCUCUCUUCUACUGGCUCUAUGAAGGACUCCGCAGCCCUGCGCCCCGUCAACCUGGAGAAUUGAGCGCUUAUUCGGUCUUCAACCCAGACUGUCAGCCUUUGUUGGGCUCUCUUACCGCAGAGCAGCUGGAGGGAGAGAUGGGAUACAGGCCUCUGGCGAACAGAUGAAGUGCUUGUGAUUUGCACAUAUUUAUUAGAUAAUCAGAGAUUUUCUUCAUUUGACAAAUGCUAAUUUACUCAGGAAUUUACUGUAAUUUCUUUUUUCUCUUUUUUAAAAAAAACAUCUGUUUAACACAAUAAAUUAAGAUUGGCCUACUUACA